This is a messenger RNA of Terrapene triunguis (Three-toed box turtle), 1272 nucleotides long. RefSeq names its product forkhead box protein F1-like. Gene Ontology annotation, molecular function: RNA polymerase II cis-regulatory region sequence-specific DNA binding; DNA-binding transcription factor activity, RNA polymerase II-specific. The record is from RefSeq and is a predicted model, not a curated record. The coding region runs from base 11 to 1213 and encodes 400 amino acids. Gene Ontology annotation, biological process: animal organ morphogenesis; regulation of transcription by RNA polymerase II. NCBI's taxonomy places the organism in Eukaryota, Metazoa, Chordata, Testudines, Emydidae. The transcript is spliced from 2 exons. Gene Ontology annotation, cellular component: nucleus.
GCCGCUGUCGAUGACUGCAGAGGUACAACAGGCUCCGUCCUCUCAGCCCCCUCCUCCCGCGGCGCACGGCGGCUGCAGCCUCAUGUCCUCCGCGCUGGAGAAGCAGCAGCAGCAGCAGCCGGGCUCGGCCAUGGAGUCCGCCUCCUCCGCCGCCGGCAGCACCCCCGCGGGCGGCGGCGGCAAAGCCAAGAAGAGCAACGCCGGGAUCCGGCGGCCGGAGAAGCCCCCUUACUCCUACAUCGCCCUGAUCGUCAUGGCCAUCCAGAGCUCGCCCUCCAAGCGCCUGACGCUGAGCGAGAUCUACCAGUUCCUGCAGAGCCGCUUCCCCUUCUUCCGCGGCUCCUACCAGGGCUGGAAGAACUCCGUGCGCCACAACCUCUCGCUCAACGAGUGCUUCAUCAAGCUGCCCAAGGGGCUGGGCCGCCCGGGCAAGGGCCACUACUGGACCAUCGACCCGGCCAGCGAGUUCAUGUUCGAGGAAGGCUCCUUCCGCAGGAGGCCCCGCGGCUUCAGGAGGAAAUGCCAAGCUCUCAAGCCCAUGUACAGCAUGAUGAACAGCCUGGGCUUCAACCACCUCUCCCCGGAGAGCUACGGCUUCCAGGGCACGGCCGGGGGCCUCUCCUGCGGCCCCAACAGCCUGGGCCUGGAUGGGGGCCUGGGCAUGAUGAACGGGCACUUGCCCAGCAACGUGGACAGCAUGGGCCUGGGGGGACACUCCGUGCCCCACCUGCCUGCCAACGGCGGGCACUCCUACAUGGGCAGCUGCACCGGCUCCUCCGGGGGCGACUACCCGCACCACGAGAGCUCCGUGCCGGCCUCCCCGCUGCUGGCCAGCGGCGGGGUGAUGGAGCCCCACUCGGUCUACUCCAGCUCGGCCUCGCCCUGGGCCCCUUCGGCCUCGGCCGCCUUGAACAGCGGGGCGCCCUACAUCAAGCAGCAGUCCUUGUCCCCCUGCAACCCCGCGGCCAACCCGCUCUCCUCGGGCCUCUCCACGCACUCCCUGGACCAGUCCUACCUGCACCAGAACAGCCACAACGCCGCAGAGCUGCAAGGAAUCCCUCGGUAUCAUUCCCAGUCUCCAAGCAUGUGCGACAGGAAAGAAUUCGUCUUCUCUUUCAACGCGAUGGCCUCUUCCUCGAUGCAUUCAGCAGGGAGUGGAUCUUACUAUCAUCAGCAAGUGACAUACCAAGACAUCAAGCCGUGUGUUAUGUGAUAACAGGCAAAUAAGCCAACUUUUGGGGACCCCCCCCAAUCACGACACAAAGGAAACUU